Messenger RNA from Centruroides sculpturatus (bark scorpion), 1517 nucleotides. Its product is annotated as serine/threonine-protein phosphatase 2A 56 kDa regulatory subunit epsilon isoform-like. Lineage: Eukaryota; Metazoa; Arthropoda; Arachnida; Scorpiones; Buthidae. Bases 30 to 539 code for a protein of 169 amino acids. Gene Ontology annotation, molecular function: protein phosphatase activator activity. Gene Ontology annotation, cellular component: cytosol; nucleus; protein phosphatase type 2A complex. Gene Ontology annotation, biological process: protein dephosphorylation; signal transduction. The transcript is spliced from 3 exons. The record is from RefSeq and is a predicted model, not a curated record.
UCUUUUAAUUUUUUUUUAAAUUUUAGGUGAUGUUUCUUGGUGAAAUAGAGGAGAUUUUGGAUGUAAUAGAACCAAGUCAGUUUGCCAAGAUUCAAGAACCCUUAUUUCGACAAAUUGCUAAAUGUGUAUCUAGCCCACAUUUUCAAGUUGCAGAGAGAGCUUUAUACUUUUGGAACAACGAAUACAUUUUAAGUCUUAUAGAUGAAAAUAACCAGAGUAUCAUGCCCAUUAUGUACCCAGCUUUAUUUCGUAUAUCCAGAGAACAUUGGAAUCAAACUAUUAUUGCACUAGUCUAUAAUGUUUUGAAAACCUUUAUGGAAAUGAAUUCAAAACUGUUUGAUGAAUUAACAAGUUCAUACAAGUCAGAAAGACAAAAAGAGAAAAGGAAAGAGAAAGAACGAGAUGAAUUAUGGAGAAAAUUGUCUCAGCUUGAAAUUAAUAAUGAAAUUAAAAUAAAUAAUCAAAAAAGUCCAGAUGCCAUAUCUCCUUCAAAUCCUGGUCCAAAGAAUUUAAGAAAUCUGAGCCCAAAGACCAAUUGAAUAACAAGAAUAACUAUUUGGGCCAAUAACUAAUUAAUUCGUACAGUUAAACUGUGCCACAACACAACCGGAGAUUGAGUCUCUGAGUCCGAUGCAUACUAUGGUGCUCGAUGCACUGGUACAGGAGUUAUUAACCAAAAUAGACAACAGAGGCUAUGCUUGUUGCCAACCAGAAUUUGCCUGUAAUCCAGUCAGCUUCCCUACAGAUUUAAUAGUCAUCCAUCCAAAAUUUAGUAGGGAGAUUAUACUUGAUUGAUUGAUUGCAAACUGUUUAGAUAAAUUUGUAGAAAUGUUUAGAAAUCUUUUUAGAUGUGAAAUAAAUUAUGUUAGUAGUUAAUAAUAACAAUAAUAAUAAUGAUAAUAAUAAUAAUUUGUAAGACAUUACAAAUUAGUACUGUGUAUUUUUAGAUUGAUUUCUGCGGGAUGAAAUGGGGGCCUGAUUUUUUUAAUUUCACUGUGAACAAUGAUUUAAUAGCAUUCUAUGUAAGCAUUACUUAAUCAUAAUUGAUCACUUGCUUCCCAUAAAAUUAUAAACAAAUUUACAAGAUGGGAAGCAUAUGUAUUAAUUUUUAACAAUCCAUCUUCCGGCAAUUUUCUCUUCUUACUGCACAGAGCAGUGACUAGUAUUGCUAUGAUUUAUAAACUUGAUAAUCCUAAAAGUCUAAUGUUUGUGUAAUUUGUUUCUUAAGGAAAAUAGUUAUUGUUUAAUCCUAAGGAUUUGCAUAAUUAUAACUCCAAGACUGUAUUCGCUAUAUCCACGUCUCUUUCUCAUUCAGUCUCCGAGAAGUUUUAGAUUUUGCACUCAGACUUUUGUGUGAAUUGCUUUGAUAACAAACUUGUCCAUGUACAAUUUAUUGUUGUGGCCAUAUUUGUAGUGUAAAUAAAAAGAAUGAAUUCCUUAUCUUGUAUUUAUAAAAAGCUGAAUUUUUGAUUGUAAUAACAAAUUAUUACAUAUAAAGAUAAUUUUAAAUUAUAAAA